UAGCAUUCACAUCGAACACGUGUUAUGCGAAUUGAAAUUUGUAAUAAUUAGACGCGAAUAAUUUGUUGCAAUCACUUCGAUUUAUAUAAUUAUCUAUAGUGAUCUUUCUCGAAUUUUUGUCAUAAUGGCAACGAUAACAUCCUUACCAAAGGAAUUGAUACCCAUCAUUCUCAGCUACAAGGAUAUCACCAUCGAGGAUAUCAUUAAUUUCCAAUGCGUUCGCAAACAAUUUCGUUAUGUAGCCAGCUAUACAAAGUAUUGGGAAAGAAAAUUUUCUCAAAGAUGGCCUUCUUUAAAUGAAUAUUGUGACAUAUUGUUUAAGACUAUUAAAAAUCGUAGAAAAUGCAAAUCCAAGAAAAAAAUUAUAAAAUUUAUAAAAUUGGGUAUCAAUUAUACGAGACAAUUACGAAAAUACGUGUCUCACAUAAAAUAUAUCCAUUAUCACAAUGAAACAAUCGAUAAUAGUGUGCAUUUCAAACAUAUAUUUCCUUCUUAUUUUGAAGACAAUAAUUAUGAAAAAUUCAUAUAUUGUAAUCGAAGAUUCUCCAUAUUUUCUUUUUACAACGAUGAGCUUAAAAGCUUGCUUACACAUUCUUCACGAAGAACUGGUUGCGAUUUAACCGAAAGAUAUUAUCACGAGAAACUAUUUAACUUUAUAAAGAAGUCUGAUAUAAUAUCAAGCAAUCACGAUUUUAUUCUUUUACCUGACGAAGCGCAACUUAUGGAAUGGAUUGCCUUUAAUGUAGCACAAAUUUUACAAAUCCAAAAGGAUGUAACUUACGCGUACGUAGUAAAAUCUUUGGAUCAUAUCGCACUAGAGAUACAAAAUUAUCUGAAAGAAAAACAUCCAGGACAUUCAAUAUUUUCGACGUCCGCUGAAACUUUUUCUUAUUGGAAAAACAAUAAUAUAGACGAUAAUCACUGGAACGAAGCGGAAGGAAUUCAAAUUAUCGAUGCAUUGGACGAAUACAUAUUUGGCAAAUUAAAUUUUCGACCGUGCAAAGUGAACGAUACAAAUCUGGAAUACAUGUGUAUAGAUAAUGUACUAAAAAGUAGAUAUGGACAAGAAACUAUUUUAUUAAUAAUAUAUCACAGCGUGGCAAGAAGACUUGGUCUACGUUCCGACAUUAUGGGAUUCUGUAAUCGAGUAGAACUAUCUCACUGUAUAUAUUGGAAAUCCAAAUAUGGCAUGAAUAAUCCAAAAAAUGUAAGAUGUUUUAGUUUAAUUUUUCACAAACUCUCAGAUUGUCCUGUCAAUAAACCACUGUAUCGGAAGAAGUUGCAGCAUUUAUAUUGUGUUGAUUCUUUACCACGCAAAAGCUUUCAUCAAAUAUCACCAAGUGAACUGCGACACAAAAUACUGCUAAGAGUUGCGGAUUUGACAUACCACUAUAACAACAUUUCUCAGAUUAUGCAGCGUAGUAGAAUUUAUUCAUUUAAAUCGAGUAACUUUAAAGUCAAAAAACUUCGUUUAAAAACAACAGGGCAAUUCAUUAGAACAAAAAACGUAAAAUUUGCGGUAGGAAUGAUCGUAACACAUCGUAGUGGUUGCAAUAAUUGCGACGGCGUCAUAAUCGGAUGGGAUCGUCAUACAGACAGACGUUAUGAAAUUUUGACACAAAAUCUACAUAGCUAUAGAUGGCUUAGAGAAAGUUAUUUAAGAGAUAGAAACUUUUUGCCUUUGAAUCAUUGUAACAAUUAUCAAUUUACAAAGCAGCAAACAAAUUAUAUUAUUCUUACCAAUAAUAAUAAAAUAUGUUACGUAAAUGAAGGUAAUCUCACUUUAGCAGCGCCGAAAUGGAUCGAUAAUUCCGAAAUUGGUCGCUAUUUUUGUAGAUUCGAAAAUACGCAUUACGUACCAAAUGAAAUGCUAACGAAACUUUACCCGGAAGACUCCGCUGUAAUUACAUAGAGGACAAAAUCUGCAAAUUAAUAUUAUGCAUAACAUUAUGCAAUAUUUAA
This is a messenger RNA of Nylanderia fulva, 1962 nucleotides long. Lineage: Eukaryota; Metazoa; Arthropoda; Insecta; Hymenoptera; Formicidae. The record is from RefSeq and is a predicted model, not a curated record.